AUGUAUAUCUUUCUUCCUGAUGAGAAAGAUGGCUUACAAGAAUUAAUACAACAGCUUAAUUCUGAUUCCAGAUUGUUAAAUAAGCGUUGGGAUCUUCAGCAAGUGGAACUUUCUGUAAUGUAUAUUCCCAAGUUGAAGUUCUCCUAUGAGAUAAAUACUAAGAAAAUUAUGAAAGAAUUGGGAUUGACCAAGAUUUUUGAGAACAACCGGGAGAUUACAGAGAUUGUUGAUAGUCCAGAGCUUUAUGUCUCGGAUGCAAUUCACAAGUCUUAUAUUGAAGUAAACGAGGAAGGCACAAUUGCAAUGAUCAACAUCGUCUUUGGUUGUGCUUGUGGCACGCAUUACCUAUGUUUCCUCCACCAAGUUUAG
This is a messenger RNA of Hevea brasiliensis (rubber tree), 369 nucleotides long. RefSeq names its product serpin-Z10-like. The record is from RefSeq and is a predicted model, not a curated record. Gene Ontology annotation, molecular function: serine-type endopeptidase inhibitor activity. Lineage: Eukaryota; Viridiplantae; Streptophyta; Magnoliopsida; Malpighiales; Euphorbiaceae. Bases 1 to 369 code for a protein of 122 amino acids. The transcript has a single exon.